Messenger RNA from Lymnaea stagnalis (great pond snail), 11308 nucleotides. The record is from the annotation of a GenBank genome assembly. NCBI's taxonomy places the organism in Eukaryota, Metazoa, Mollusca, Gastropoda, Lymnaeidae.
AAAACGUCAUAAGGAAUCCCUUAAAUUGCGUGAGGGGAAAUCGGCACUCAGAACCUGUCUUGAUUCUCUAUCUUAUUUCCAAUGUUUAAUGAUUCAACAAAUAGCCCCCGGUAUAAAAAAUGGCUGGUGUAUUUGACUUAGAACUCGCUGAAGAUAACGGACUAGCCGAGGAACUAUCGGACGAUGAAUACUUUGAAACUGAUGAUAUCAGUGGGCGCCAACAGGUUAGUCUGUCGAAACAGAAUUGACGUGUAGUGUGUGGGUUCGGAAGUAGCAUAGUGCACAGCAUAAGGGUUGUCGGGCAGCUUUUGUAACUCCAUUGUGGACCAAGUCAUUAUUUCACACCUUUUAAUUUCCUUCCAUCACUAUUAAUUAUACAAUUUUUAGAUCUUACAAUUACCGAAAAAAAAAUCAAAGUAUUCUUUCGUUCUGUUUGUUUUUGUCCCUGGCCUUGUGACUAAGUGAGUGACUCAGUGCCUGAAAAAAAUGUUUUUAUGCUAAGGCUAAGUUAUGAAAUUAUUGAAAUAGCCACUGUACGUCUGAACUCAUAAUGGUCUGAGUUAGUCCAUAGUCAUACUCAUAUCCAUAUGUGUAGGAAAGCCAUGAAAUAGGCAUAUGACCUACUGAUCAUAGACCUAAUUUGAAUAUUAAUUAGGCACACUACUAAUAUUAAAUAAUAAGGCCCCAAUUAAUCCCAUGUAGAAUUUUAAAUUGAAUUGUAUUUAAAUUUAAAUUUAUUUAUAGUAAAUUGCCAGAUAGUCCCCCCAAUUUAUUUUUAGGUCACUUGGUAUCAGGUUGUAGUUGUAGGCAUCAUCAUUUUAAUAAUUUUUGAAUCAUAAUGAAUAAUUGAAUAAUGAUCAUAAUCAUAUAUUUGGUAAAUGUCUAUUCGGCAUGCAACUCAUUUAUCACAACAGCCAUUUGAUUGCCAUGAUGGCAAAUGUGUUGUGGCAACCAAGCUGGCGGCAGUGUAGAAGAAAAAGUAGUUAAAAAUGGGUAGGAGAAAAAGGGAGAAUAUACUAUUUUAUCUACCUACCAAGAGAAAUGAAAGUUAGAAACAAAACAUUAAAAUGACAUGAAAUAAUUUUUUUUGAGAAAUACUAAAAUCUACCUAUCUGCCCCCCUAAAUUUAGUACCCCCUAACUUUAUACUUAAGUGUAAAGUGUAAAUGAAAUGUAACCCUAAAUUAAGCUCAUUCUAAUAUGCCGGAAAAAAAUUAGCCUUCUUUUAUCUUAUAACCACUUCAUUACCACAGGGUUUUGGGCAUUGAUUUUUGCUGACUCAGCAACAAAAAACUUACAAGAUUAAAUUUUUCGUAUAUUUCAUUCUCCAUCUGAUUCGCUUUUUAACUUCUCUAUAGAUUAACGAAUAAGGAAACAUAUAGCAUUGAAAUUUGACGUCGAUGUGACGUCCUUGGUAUUUCAGAAAAGUUCUUACAUUUUUUUAUGAUGACAAUGUGACGUCCUUGAUAAUUGAAAGUGGAUGAUCGUGACGUCGCAUCGGUGUCAUCGAUAAUGAAGUGGUUAAACAUUAUAAUUAUAAUUAAACACACAAUGAAAUAUUCAUUUAAAACAUUCCACCAGCUUAUAAAUAUUUAUAAAAAGAGUUAUAACAUACUCUUUCUUUUAUACGACUUUUAGUUUUUAACAUUUUAUAUGGAAUAUAUUUAUAAGCUUAUGAAGCUAAACAUUGAUAGAUCUUUUUGGAUAACAGUUUGCAUAGCUCAGAGAAUGCUUCUGUGUUUAGCAAAUGGAAGCUCACUCCCCAAACAUGAUAGAUGGCAAGGCAUGGAGUAAAUGCUUAAAAUUACAGUGUACCAUGUAAUCCAAAUUCACCAUAUUGGCCAUAUCUAUAAUAAGCCUAUCAUAGGUUAUUAUUUGGCCUUGGGACAACUGUGAUAAUAUGUCUGCAAUUUAUUAUUUUAUUCUUACAGGAAUAUGGAGGGGAUGGAUUGCCAAAGUAAGUAUCCUCUAAUUUUUAAUAUGUCCAAAUUAAUUGUAGUUGACAUACUAUACUUAAUAUACUCAUCUAUAUGCCUAUUGGCCUGACUAGCUGUUUUAUUAACUAAAUAGGGCUGUAAGUGUAACCAGCGUAGGCAUUAGCCCUUCCCAAGAUUAUGUGUCGCUGAAUUAAUUCCUAGUAGUUGCUAGCAUUAGGCUUAGUCAUUCUGAAUUAAAAAUUGAGUCAAAUAGCCCUUUAAAAUUAAUCCUUUUGUCUCCUUAGCUUAAUUUUUUUGCCUUAAAAAUCGAUGAGUACAACUGUAAGGUUUGUUUGUUUUACAAGUGAGGAAAUCAUGGAAACUCUCGAGCUGUCAGCUCAAACAGUGAAUCCAAGUAAUGUUCGCAAGAUUGGCAGAGAAAGCUUUGAGAUUGUUAGUCUCCUUGGAAAAGGUGGAUAUGGCAAGGUGGGACUUUUAACUGAAUUAAACUUUGUUUUUAAUUCCUUAUAAAAACCAUAAAUUGAUAAAUCAAAAGUGAAAUCUUCUUAUCCAUAACAUAGCUUUUUUUUUUUUUUUUUUACUUUUUUACCAAUCUGCCUGCUCUAAAUUGUCAUUUUCUUUUUGCUAUAAUUCGUAGAGAGAGAGAAAGAGAAAAAAAUCAUUUAUGCAGUGUAUCGUUGAUGUUUUAAAAAUUAUUUUAGGUCCUGUUGGCAGAGAUGCUUGAUGAAAACAGGAAGAAGUAUGACCCUCCGCGACUUUAUGCAAUGAAAGUCUUGAAGAAGGUAUUACUUAACAAAUCUUAUCAGUCUACACAACUUACCCAAAGCAUUCCAAAAUAUUUUCUAAUCUCACAUUUUUUAUUUAUUUUUGUGUUCAUUUUUUUAAUAUGCAGAGAUAGGCAUCUUAAUUUUAUGUCGUUGUUUUAUUCCUAAUACGUUAAGGGAUAUUGUAAUUUAAAGUAUUGUCGUAUGUCUAUACUGCAUCAUGUAUCUUAAUUGUCAUAUGUUAUCCCUUCUUGCCAAUUUGUUCAUACUCUUUAUUCAGGCUACCAUUGCAAGAAAUCAAAAAGACACAGCUCACACUCGUGCUGAACGUAACAUCUUAGAGGCCGUGAAGGUGAGUUGGACUGCUGUCACAUAUAAUAUUACAUAGACAAGGGAGAUUUACUCAUGAUUUUAAAACUAUAAUACCAUAUUGAAAAUAAAUUUAUUACUUAACAAGAGGAACGUUUCACCGAGUAGUGCCCAUUAUGAUAUUACUUUCAGUGCCAAGCAAUGAGAAAUAACCCCCAUUUCAACCAUAAAUUGCUGACUUUAACAUUUUUAUUCAAAACCAACCUUCCAUCCAGUCAUAAAAACAUUUGACUGGUAAUGGUAGAGAAAAGAUGAAAUUUAAAUAACAAUCUGUCAACAUUAUCACCGGUUGCACCUAAAGUUCUUCAAUGUCCAGUAAUUUCUUUUGAUUAGGCCCGUCAACUUUGUCUACAACUUCUGACCCAUCUGGUAUAUCAUAAUGUUGAAAUAAGUAAAUUUCAAAAUCAUCGUCGACCGCUAACAGCCGACAAAAUUUUGAAAUAAGUCAAUUUCAAAAUCAUUGUUGACCAUUAACAGCUGACAUGCUUGCAGUUUUGAAGCAAUCUAGAAGGGAAAACAUUAGAUCUACUGUCAACAAAUCACUAUAAACUCAUAAUUAGCGUAACAUCAAGCGCACAGCCACCAAAUCCCAACAAAACAAGAACUUGACACUUCCUAUUUUUAAAUAGGCUCUUUAAUAAGCUGUCAACAAAUCACUAUAAACUCAUAAUUAGCGUAACAUCAAGCGCACAGCCACCAAAUCCCAACAAAACAAGAACUUGACACUUCCUAUUUUUAAAUAGGCUCUUUAACUCAUUCCCGACGGUUGCGACUAAAUGCGUCCUCGGGGGAUUCCUACUGAUGCGUCCCGGCGCAUAGCGACACACCUCUCUUAUUUUUAGUUACAAAUAGCAAUGAAAUCUCGCACCCCUCGAGACUUCCGGCUGUGGCGUGAUUUCUGCGUGAUUUUAAUUUAGAAACCGGAAGUUUUUAUCUUGUUUCACUUUAAAACUACGUGUGCUUUAGUACGGCGCGUCUAUAUGUACCACGUGUUCGUCCGAGGUGCCGAAAAUCGAUUUUUUUGGCCAUUGUUCGUUAUUUUUCCCCCGCUAAUGUUAUAUUUAUAUUAAACCUUAUUCAUUUUUUGUUGCAUUUGUUCUUAAUUCAUUAACAUUAAAUAAUAUUUAGCAACUUAAAAAAAUAUUUUAAAAAUAUAAAUCAAUUUCAAAACUGAGUUGCUUCCCUUUUCUCAGGAAAAUAAAAUAAGUCCGGAAGCAGCGCUGCCGGAGGGAAUGAGUUAAUAAGCUGUAUUUUCAGAGUGUGUUUGAAAUUUCUGACGUACAUAAUUAAUUGUGUAAAUAUCUUUUUCCUUUGCCCACGAUGUUUAUUAAAUGCAUAUUUUUUUGUGUGUAUGGUCCACAGCAUCCAUUCAUUGUAGAUCUGCAUUAUGCUUUCCAGACGGAUGGAAAGCUGUAUCUAAUUUUGGAAUACCUCCCUGGAGGAGAGCUCUUUACACAUUUGGAGAGGGAGGGAAUUUUCAUGGAGGAUAUGGCCAGGUAUUAGCAUGGUUACAGCCACAAAUAGAUUCAAAACAAUUUUUGAAUGGGGGAUCAAGAGAACUGAAAAGACCCUAAAACAUCAUGGUGUAAACAAGAAAAAAAAAUGGAUAAAAGAUUGACAUGACUGGGAAGACCCUAAAACAUCACAGUGUAGAGAGCUAGACAGGGUUAUGUUUUUAAAAAAAAAGUGUUGGAUAAGUUAGCAAGAGGCUUGGAAAGAUAUCGUUAAUGGUCUGUGGUAGGUGAAAAGGCAAAGAAGAAGUAAGUGGCCCUGUUAUGCUAAGGUUGUGUCUCUUUCUCAUAACCAAGUGGUAUUUGGUUCAAAUUUGUCCAGCAUUGUCCCCACCUAAUGUGUACAAUGAUGAUGAACAGUAAACACUGAACAGCCCCAAACACUAUACUCUGACCUGACUCAACAGCCCAACUAGACAGCUGCUCUUGUGGAGGUGGGAAACCAUGAGUUUAAUAUAAACAAAAACCUUAACCACUAAACAUAUAAACUAAACUGGUUAGGGACUAAAAAAAAAGUUUAGGAAAAAUGUGGGUCUGCUUUAUUCCCAAAACACAGGAAGUUAGCUGUUAAAAAUAACAAUGUUCAAAUUAACCUUACCAUGUAUGAUUGCACAAAUGUAAUUGUAAUUCUGUGGUGUUUAAUGUUAUUUUUUUAUGGGUUUUGAUUGGUUUGAUAUUAAGAAAAUCAUUUUUCUUUUUAAUUGUUUAGUAAAAUUAUUGUCAUUAGGCAACGUGUUUGUGUCAUUUCAAAUGUUAUGUUAUUCUCAGCUUCUAUCUUGGAGAAAUCUUGCUUGCCAUUGAACAUCUUCAUUCCUUGGGAGUAAUCUACAGAGAUCUGAAACCAGAAAAUGUUCUGUUGGAUUCUAAAGGUAAUACCUGGGGUUUUUUUGGUUUUUUAAAAAAUACUUUUUUAAGAAAUUGGUAUUUACUGGCCCAUCCGUUGUUGUCCUGUUUUCAUAACUGAUGGCUUGGCUUCAGCCAUCAUUAAUACAUUGUUUUCAAACGACAAUCGAUAUGUUCCAGGCCACAUAAAGCUGACAGAUUUUGGUUUGUGCAAGGAGAGUAUCUCACUUGGGGACAUAACUCAUACAUUCUGUGGGACCAUAGAGUAUAUGUAAGUAUCAUUUGUUACUCAUCUUUUCCCCUCCAUCUUUGUGUUUACAUAUCUCAAACACUUCAAAUACAGGAUGGUGGUAAUGUUGAAAAUAUCACUGUACAACACUUUUUUAAAAAAAUUGGGGGGGGGGGGGGCUUUAACCAACGAACGUGGGUCUUCCAAAAAAUCAGCCGACAUUCUCUUUCUGGUCUGUAGCGGCCCAAAAAAACGGCUGAUAAAAAAUAUGUCCGAAAAACACUUCAAAACCAAUAAUGUUGAAAAUAUCACUGUACAACACUUUUUUAAAAAAAUUGGGGGGGGGGGGGGCUUUAACCAACGAACUGUGGUCUGCGAAAAAAUCAGCCGACAUUCUCGUUCUGUACUGUAGCGGCCCAAAAAAUCGGCUGAUAAAAAAUAGGUCCGAUAGACACUUCCAAACCAAUAUUUAACCGGAAUUAUAGCCACUUCCUUUUAUUAAUAAUUAAAUCAUCUUCCGGUUCAAGCUGUUUCUUGAUAAUUUAAAAAUAAUUACUUUUUAAUCAGAGUUUUAUAUUGCUAUUUUUUUUUAAAGCUAAAAUGGUUGAAGCUAUUGCUGGGCCUUCCGUGCAAGAACUAAUAGAAAUAUAUUUGAAAGCUUUUUAGGAGAGGUUUUAAGUGAUAUUGAUGAUGAUUUUAACAUUCCUCAUGACGAUAUCAGUUGAGAUUAUUCUUCUCGUGAAUUUUAUACUAGUCUUAGGGAUACUGAAGUAGGCCUACUGAGGCUACUGUUAGACUUCCAGCAAGGCCCGGAGGUUGGGCAAGGACUGACUGAAUUUUAAUCACAGAAGCUACAGAUUAUAGUUCAGAACUAAUAAAUUUUAAAGUUAAACAACCCAAAUCAGUUCCAAAGUUCCUUUUUAAAUGUUUGCAAGUCAAUAAUAACUAUUUUGCCUGAGAUUUUGUACUUGGUUUUAGCAGUGGUCCCAGUUUCUUAUAUAAAUGACCUAAAAUUACUAAAAUUGCUUUCAGAGGUUUAAUUGCAAAACUUUAGCAAACUAUACAUUUUCUGAAAGAUAAAUGAAUUGGCUACAACUACAACAUUUAGAUUUGCGUUUUAAGUGUAUCUAUAAAACUUAAUGAUGUUAUGAGCACUUGAAAGCAAGACAUUUUGUUGAUUUUUUUUUUUUUUUUGAGAACUCCAAGGUCAAGGACACUGAUCAAAUUUUUUUUACGGGGUGGGGAAUAUGGCCAACUUUAUCCCCAUCCAUUUGCUUUUCUAAAAAUAUAUACUUUUAGGGGUCUUGUAUCAAUAUUUCUAUGUCAUUUAUCGCAAUUUCAAAUGGCACUCAAAACCCUCUGAAAAGCUCCACACCACAGAAUGAUGCAUGCCACAGUUCGUGGGUUAAAAAAAGAGCAUCAUACAUUUUUUUUAGUUGUUAAGAAUAUUUAUAGCUUCAUGUAACUGAAAUGCAUUUGCUUUUUUCUGAGGUCAUUCUCUGCAGGAUAUAUACACAUUUUAGUAAAUUUAUGCAUUGUGUGUUUUCUUUUCAAUAGGGCCCCUGAAAUAGUCCAGAGGUCAGGUCAUGGUAAAGCUGUUGAUUGGUGGAGUCUUGGUGCCCUUAUGUAUGACAUGCUCACAGGACAGGUAUGUGUGGCUCUGGCAGGAGGCUGAACUUCCUUUUUAUCUAAUACUUCAUUUAUAUCCCAUGCGUGGAUUUAAUCAUACAGAUGGAUAUUAUCAGUAAAGGAUAUUUAUCAAGUAUAUAUAUAUAUAUAUAUAUAUAUAUAUAUAUAUAUAUAUAUAUAUAUAUAANUAUAUAUAUUGUAAUAACAUUAAUACACAGGCAUUAAUUAGUAUUAUUUUUAAACCAUGAAAUUAUGUAUUGAAACAUAUUUAUAUAUUGUUCAUUUUGCCCCUAGCCACCUUUCUCGGGAGAAAAUCGGAAGAAAACGAUUGACAAAGUAGGUUAUAAGUUGAUGCAUGAAUGUCAUGCUUUGUUUGUUUUUGUUUUUUUUUUUACUUAAAUUGGAUUUGAUUUUUAUGCGUUUGGACAAAAACUGUGAUUUUGGAAUAGUAUUUUAGGCACUGGAGUAGGGACCAUAUCAUAUUCCUUUUCUGUAGCUUACAUUUUAAAAUAUUUUAUUUUAAUUGUUUACAAUGUUAUUAUAAGUGUUUAACUACAUUACAUAAAGUAACUCUUUAUCUAUCAGUGGUGUUUCUGAAAUCCUUAGUGUAAUGACUUUACAGCAUCAGUUCUGAAUAAGUGUGGGGCAAUAGAAUCUGAUUUCUGGUGAGGGUAGUGGAACCUACAUUCUGAGUAUGCCUAAAUGAAUAGUUCAGAUACGCCAGGGGGGUGUCACAGCGGUUUGGAUUGUUAGAAGGUAGGGUAGUGACUUAUCAUGUUGGGGACACCCGAGCUGUACUUGAACCACCUUCUUAACUGAACUGUGAUAAAUAUUUUAUGAACUUGUGGAUGCUAGUAUUUAAUUAUGUAGCAUUAUACUGUAAUUAAUGAUUAAUGUUGUUAACUAGCAUUACUAAUGACUAGGUAUUGAAUCAUUAUUUGAAUUACCAUUAUUGGUUUUCAAUACCAUAUUAAUAAACCUAGUCUGGGGUUAGUAAUGAAUAAACCCCCAUUGGCUAAUGUUUCAUGAUUUUUAAAAUUAAUUUCAGAUCUUGAGGGCCAAGCUCAGUCUUCCACCCUAUUUAACAAAUGAAGCCCGUGGCCUUUUGAAGAAGGUGAAUACCUUGAUAAAUUUUAUUGUAUUUUACAUUGUAGAUUAGAUCAAGGGUGGUCAUAUACCAUAUCAGGAAAUUUAAUUGAACGGAAGUUAGCUCAACAUGUAAUUUGUUAAGUAUUUAUUCACAUAUUCAUUUUUUUAAAAAAAAUUUUAAGGGAUGUUACGAAAUGGGGGAAAUAUAAACUUGUAUAUAAAUUCCCCCCUCCCCCAUUUCAUUUUUGAACAAACAGCGGUUUGAACUAUUUCUUUCGUACAAAUUUCUGGAAACCCUCUGGUUGUCCAAUUAUCAAAUCUAUUUAUAUGAAUGAAAGAAAAAAAAAUUGAUGGUAUCUGAGAAAAAUGUUUACUCCCAAAUUAGAUCAAAUAAGAUCAUUUUAUUAUUGAACUAUGGUAAAUAUUGGUAUCCUACAGAUUAUAUUCUCUUAUAUUACCUUUGUUUAAAAAAAAGAGAUGCAGGUUUUUAAUUAUUUAUUAACACAAUAAAUCCCUAGUGGUUGGAAGAAAAAUAAUCAUUAGCCAAGAGUUGCUAGUUAGUAGAGGGACUAUUGUACGAUACGAAAUUUAUUUAAACACUGCAUGAAUUGUCAUUCCUGUUGCCUACAGCUGUUGAAGAAAAAUCCAUCAGAGCGUCUUGGUAGUGGCCCUGAUGAUGCUGUGCCUAUUAAGGUAAGCCGGAUUCAUUGUUACUGCCAGUUGUUAACUUGCUGGCUAAAGCUGUUAACAAUAGGUACCGGGUACUGCCUUUUAAACAUGGCUCCUGUCAUCAAGUUUUUUGUUUUUGUUUUUUUUUAUCUUGUGUCAACUCCUUUGAAGAAUCAAAUUUUGUUAGCAUUAGUUUACUUUUGGUAGUUCCUUCACAGAUAAAGUUUCAAAUAAUUUUAAUUUUCUUCCUACCAGAGUCAUGCCUUCUUUAGGCACACAAAUUGGAAUGAUCUGCUGAGCAAGAGGAUAGAACCUCCCAUUAAGAUAGGAGUGGUAUGUAUGAUAAUCACUUAUUUUUAUAUUAUUUCACAGAAACUUAGUGCUGAGAGCCCUGAUCUUGUAUAAUUAAAUCUUGCUGUGCAUGAUUUAAAAAAAAAAAAAAAAAAUUUAAUCAAUCACAUAUAAUCUGUUUGCUGGAUCCUUAAAAAGAAAGCAAAAGAUUAAAUAUUCAAAUCACUCAAAACAUUAAAUCAUUUAUAAUUUAAGAAAAUGGCAUGGAUUGCUCAUAUUCACCAGAGGUCGUGUUUUUGUGUGUUAAAAGCAACAAGGGAAUGUGUGUCUAUAGCCACAAUGUAUUGUGUAUUUAUAGCCACAAUGUAUUGUAAGUUUAUAGUAUAGCAACCAGGGAUUGUUUAUUUAUAUCGACAAGGGACUGUGAAUUCAUAGCAACAAGGGAUUGUGUAUUUAUAGCAAUGAGACCUUAAAUUGAACUGUUGCUAAUACUGCUUUUAUUAGCAUUAUUACCUGUAACAGGGUACUUGAGGCAUUGUUUUUGUACUCCUCCACAGACCAGUGCAUACGACGUCAGCCUUUUCGACACCAAAUUCACCAAACAAACUCCAUGCGACUCCCCCGUAGAUAUGUCCGUCUUCAGUCCCAGUAUAAAUAUAUUUGAGGUGAGUUUUAAAUGACGCUUUACUUGCUCCAUUCCUCGAAAGACGUACACAUUACAAAUCGGAUAAACAAAAAUUGUUAAGUUAAUAAGCCGGACCUGAUGGCAAUGCUAAUGGUCUCUUUCAUAUUGUUCCCAGGGGUUCACGUAUGUUGCUCCAUCUGUUCUUGCUGAUAUGGCGACCCAGCCAUGGAUCUCUGAAAGAGGUCCUAGGUCACCUCGUAAAAGCUACAAGGGAGAAAGGUUUGUUCAAGAUUAUUAUGUUGCAUUUAAUUUUUUUUUCAAAGACUUCAAAUGGUAUUUAAAAUUAAAUUUGUUUUGGACUAAAUUACUGUGGUUUUCAACCUUCCUGAUGUCUGUACCCUUAAAUACAGUUCCUCGUGUUGGGGUAACCCCCAACCAUAAAAUUAUUUUUUGUUGUUACUUCAUAAAUAUAUGUUUUCCGAUGUUCUUAGCCGACCAUUGUGUAAUGGUAGUUCAACCCCCCUAAGGGAUCGCGACCCACAGGUUGAGAACUGCUGGACUAAAGUAUUAGGUUAUUGCAUUGUGAUCUGCUGCUGUCAAUGUAAAAAGCUAAAAUUGGUGCAGCUAUUCCAAGAAUAUUGUUUAAAUUAAGUACAUUUAACUGUUGCCAAUGUUGUUGGUAUUGUAUUUGUUGGCGUAUACACAUAAAGAUGUAAACUCCUAAUUUUUAGCCUGCAUAUUUUUGGUGUAGUUUGAAGGGGAAAAAUUGCACUGUAUUUAAAAGAAUGCUAAAUGUGUCCUGUUUACUUUACCAAAUUGCCUGACUUCACUAAUUUCAGCUACAUGUUGAAUAAUGGACUGGAAGGAUUCUACCAGGCUAAUGCAGCUGCUGCCCAUGAUAUCGCAGCACAGAGAGGCCGAGGAGCUCAGCCCUGCCAUGCACCCACAACAGUUGUGGCCUCAUCGCGCGCAGUCAACGGCUACGACAUGGAGGACAUGGACACCACAGGUGGCGCCCCGGCCGCGACGUCCGCCAUACCCACACAACACCACAGGUCUAACGCUACUACUUCUGCUAUUUUACCCAUUGCCAACCCCCAAAGACAGCAACAAAGGCGCCGAGCCUAUCCAGGAACACAAAACCGUCCCUCACACUUACAGCGCCUUGUAUGAUAAUGUAGCUUUAGGAAUUUUAAGAAUUUUUUUUUUCUCUUGUAAAUUCCCUUUUUGUCAAAUAUAUCAAUAUUUAAUUUCUAUUGGAUGCCACUUCGCAUGUUUAUAUGACUUAGAUACAGAUUAUAUUUAUAUUGGUUUCAUUCCUUAGCCUAAAGAUUUCAUUUGAUAAGGCUUGUA